AUGUCCUCCAUAAUCUGGCCACAACGCUUUCUCCCCGGAACAACAGACAACUUCGUCUCUAAUGAAAUUUACAUUGUUGGCCUAAAAGCCGAGCAAGUUUGGCCUAAUCUCGCCGACAUCACCCGCUGGGAAUCUUACUACGACAACGUCAGCCAGAUCACUCCGCCCGCUUCCGGGUCGACACUCAGCAAGAAUGACCGCUUCAGUUUCUCAACUUUUGGAUUCCCUCCACUCCAAAGUGAGGUAAUGGAAUCUGUUGCUCCCACACCGACUUCCCCCGGUCGGCUGGCCUGGCGUGCAUGGCAGGAUGGCAAUGAGGAAACCGCCAUUGAUGUGUACCAUGCCUGGCUUAUCGAGGACACGGAAUGGGGUGCUGUCCGCAUUCUGACGCAGGAAUCUCAGGCUGGAAAGCCUGCUGCGCAGCUGGCAGUUACCAAGCCGAAUCCGAUGUUAUUGGGUCAUCAGAAUUGGGUGGAAGGUCUGGCUAGGAUCAGUAGGAAGUAA
Penicillium angulare is the source of this 504-nucleotide messenger RNA. RefSeq lists its product as uncharacterized. Lineage: Eukaryota; Fungi; Ascomycota; Eurotiomycetes; Eurotiales; Aspergillaceae. The transcript has a single exon. Bases 1 to 504 code for a protein of 167 amino acids. The record is from RefSeq and is a predicted model, not a curated record.